CCAACCCUUGGUCUGGCCAGCAGGGACCCGCCUGGCGGAGGCAGGGCCGAUGAGAUACUAGGGGAGGAGCCCGAGCUGCUGCCGCUGCCGCCGCCGCCGCCGCCGCCGCCGCCGCCGCUGCUGCCACUGCCUCCGCACCCGGAGAGGAGCAUGUCUGCAACUCGAGCCAAGAAAGUGAAGAUGGCCACCAAAUCGUGCCCCGAGUGCGACCAACAGGUUCCUGUUGCAUGUAAAUCGUGUCCCUGUGGUUACAUAUUUAUUAGCAGAAAACUUUUAAAUGCAAAACACCCAGAAAAAUCACCACCUUCUGCAGAGAAACAGGAAAAGGAAAUUGACAUCUAUGCUAACCUCUCUGAUGAAAAGGCUUUCGUGUUUUCAGUCGCCUUGGCAGAAAUAAAUAGAAAAAUUAUCAAUCAAAGACUUAUUCUCUGAUAUUUGUCUGCACAAUGUGUUGAAACUUUCUUCAGGAUUACAUCAGCAAAUUCUCAAACAGUUGUGGACUCUCAGGAGCAUUCUGACUGCAUCAAUAAGGGCCAUUGAUUGUUUUUUUUUCCCUUGUCAUUUAGCCUGUGCCACACUUUGGGAGCAAAGCUGUAGGCUUGGACUGUUCUGGGAUUUCCUUGUUUACCAAGGAGUAUUGUCAGUGUUUUGUGUUUGGGAUAUAAGUAAGUAUAUUUACCAAAAACAAAAACAAACAAAAACAAAAACAAUGGAUGGCUGUUAAAGGCUAAAGGGGUAGGGGGUGGGAGUGGAAGAAUGAAAACUAGGGAAAUAAAACGCUUGUUAGUUUUCAGGUUUGCCACCAGAGAUGCAAUAUUUUAAGUACUUGGAAAAAGAGUGACUUUUAAAUAUAUAUAUUUCAGAUUUUCAGCACUAACAGAUUGCAUAUAUACAGUUCAUUUACUUUUAAUAAAUUGGCAAUUGAUAUUUUAUUGAAUGGGGAAUUAAGAAUAUAAACUGUAAAUUUUGUCUUGAUUUUUUUCUUGGCCUUUAUUUUUAUGACAAGGUAUGAGUUAUAUUUUGGGAGAUACUUUCUAGACAUUUGGGAAGUUUGGGUGCUAUAUGAAGAAAAACAUUUAAGGAUAUAUCAUACUUCAGAUAUAAACAUCUUGUUUUCUUGAAUGUAAUUUAUUUAUUGGUUUAAAAAAAACCUUUUCUGCUCUCAAGAUGGUGCCUGUUAACCUAAACAUAAGAUAUAUUUAUUACAUACAAAAUAUUUCUUAGCCACUUUUAAGCAGUAAUGUUUUAUCUGAAUGGAUGUUCAUUUAUACAUCCUGAUAAUUAUUUAAAUUGUUACUUAACCUCACUCUGGAAAAAAAAUAAACCUUAAUAUUGAAACUAAUAGAUUAAUAGUGUGGUAUAAGUUUGUGCUCUAUGAAGUUGUGAACUAUAUUUAAAUUCUUAGUUUUUCUAGUCAUAAAUGAUAACUGUUUGUAGCUGAUUUAUUUUAUACUAGAUGCUUUUGCAUUUUUGCAUAUCAAUUUAACAUUCAAAUUUGACCAUAACUUCCCUUAUUUCAGGUACCUCCCUCUCCCACCCCAGUGGCCAAAUCUGUUUGGAAGUCCAGAAGCCCUAUUAGUGAAGGUAGUCAUCAGCCAGAUUUAACUUUAAGAGAAUUUCCUUUUCAGUUUCAAUAGUAGCAUUGGCAGCUUCAUCCUGCAUCUCCCAUCACCUCCCAAAAGAAAAAAAGAUUCACAUUUUUUCCUAUUUCAUUUAAAUGGUAGCCAGCAGAGGGAGCUUAAGAGGUACUCUAGGUAGGAUGCAGAAUUAUUCUAAGAAUUUUCUAAGAAUUCCUUUACCCUCAAUCCCCCUAUUUACCUGCAGGUACUACUACAAUUAUCUUGUAUGCAUUUUAAAGCUCUAGUAAUAAAGUUUAUUCCCAAGCAUGCUAAUGUGAUUUUAUUUUUGAAAUAUAAGAAAACUAUUUUUAAUUUGACAAAAAAAAUAUCUAAAAUGCUUGUGAGUAUAUAUAUGUCCUCAGAAAAAGUGAGAAAAGCUUAUGGAGUAGGCAUCUCUUUAAAGAAUUAUUGAUGUCAGAAUCUAUCCAUUUAAAGCUGGAGACCUUAGAGGAAAGUCAUGUUAAAAUAGUCAUGUAUACAAUAAGGGUGGAGACUGGUGAUGAGGCUGGAACUUGCCAUGUAAAGAGAUAAUUUAUUUCAGAUGCUCAUAAGGUUAAAUCAUUGUCUUAUUUAAAAAGUUCUUUGGCAGAGGGACAAAUUAAGCUUCUCCUAUUUGUGAUGUAACCUAUUUAAAAAAUUUCUCUAAAAAUUGUAUUCUCUGAUAUGUUUAUAAUCUAUCUCAUUAUAAAGCUGAAUUUGUCUAAAAAUGUUGUAAUGGCCUCAGAAUAUAUUACUUGUUAUUGGUAUUUAAGAAGCCUUUAUUAUCAGCAGAUAUCCUAAGAACAUAAUUGUAGUAAUUUAAUUAUAUAAUCCAAAAUUUAUUCUGCUCUAAUAUCUGUAAGUGAUAUAAUUAUUCAGAAUGCCCUAAAAUGAUUCCAUAAUUAGAUUAGGUCCAUUGAAGAUAUGUUCAUUCUUAAAUGUGAACAAAAUUAAAUACAAGGUAUUUGGGAGUUGUUAGGUUAAACUAUACAAAUUUGUAUGUUUACCUCCCCCACCCAAUCCCAUUGUAUUCCAGAGUGUUUUCAUUGGGGGGUGGGGGGGAAGGACACUUAAAUUUUUGAGAUUUAAUUUUUUUUUUAAACAACACUUCUUACAUUUUUAUGGGCAGAGAAGCCUUCGGUUGUACUUAAUGUAAGUUAUUUAAGGAAAUCCUGCAAAUUAUUUCUUCUGUAGCAAUCAAUGGAAAUGAUCAAACAGCUUGAGACAGUUUACAUCAUGAUGACAUAAAAUAUAAAAUUAUAAAUGACUUAAAAGUUUAGCCAGAAUAAAUGCAUACUUUUUGAAACUUCAAAAGUACUUUAAAAAAUAAUGCUCAGUAUGUCAUGACAUUUGUGGUGUUUGCUAAAAGUAAUAUGUACGUGUUUUUUCUGAGAUAAUUCAAAUUGAAAAGUGUUUGACUUUCUAAACUAUGGUAAUUGCAUUUGAUUCUCUAAUUCUAACUGCAAAACUUUUUACCUUUUUUUGAUAAUUUUUACAUUCAACAUGCAUAUGUUUAUCCUUUAAAUUUGGAGAAAUUAAGCUCUCAUGUACUUCAUAUGAAAAUAUUAAUCAAAUUUGUUUGAUUCUGCAUACAAAAAUAAGCUGUGGAUAGAAUUUUUAAAUUUUUUGUGCAAAUGUAGUUGGGUUUCCUUUUUUUCAUCUUUGAUUCCUGUUUUUCUAAGCCUUGUUUUUAUAUUUGGGUAUAUGUAUCUAUAUAUGCAUGUACACAUAUAUAUUUAUUUUACUUUUUCUA
Molecule: messenger RNA, 3351 nt
Organism: Acinonyx jubatus (cheetah)
Lineage: Eukaryota; Metazoa; Chordata; Mammalia; Carnivora; Felidae
Gene: HDIP1
Product: chromosome E2 C16orf87 homolog
Exons: 3
Coding region: 151-432 (93 amino acids)
Source: RefSeq, a predicted model, not a curated record